GAUCGGCCAAUAGAAGACAGGCUUGUACGAAUCGAUUUCUGAUUGGUCUAUUUUAGGAAGAAUGAAAGUGGAGAGGUGGCCUACGUCGGUAGCUUCUUCUGGUAAUUGCCCCUGAAGAGAAAAAAAUAUGGCUGCCUUAGAAAGGGUGAAGGUGCUUGUGUUGGGUGAUUCAGGUGUGGGGAAAUCAUCACUUGUUCACCUAUUAUGUCACAAUCAGAUGCUAGGAAACCCAUCCUGGACUGUGGGCUGCUCUGUUGAUGUCCGUAUUCAUGACUACAAAGAAGGAACUCCAGAAGAAAAGAUCUAUUUCAUCGAAUUAUGGGAUGUUGGUGGUUCUGUAGGCAGUGCUAGUAGUGUGAAAAGCACACGUCUUAUGUUCUACAAUUCAGUUAAUGGAAUCAUUUUAGUGCAUGAUUUAACCAACAAAAAGUCCUCACAAAACUUGUAUCGAUGGUCUUUGGAAGCUCUCAACAAAGAUGUGACUCCAUCUAGCGUCCUGGUGACAAAUGGAGACUAUGAUCGGGAACAGUUUGCUGAUAACCAGAUUCCACUGCUUGUCAUAGGAACAAAAUUAGACCAAAUCCCAGAGACAAAACGCAAUGAGGUCUUGAGCAGAACUGCUUUUCUGGUUGAGGAUUUCAGUGCAGAAGAAAUCAAUCUGGUACCUACAGAGGGAGCCAUAGCAUCAGAUAUCUUGAACUUCAAAAGAGCCCAAAGAUCUCUACAUUUUUCCUCCAUUUGCUCUAAGUGUGUGUAUUAUGCAAGAUUUAACAUGGAGAGGAUGAAAGAUUGUACAAGUCCCCGUUACUUGGCUGCAGGUUCCUCCAAUGCUGUCAAGCUCAGCAGAUUUUUUGAUAAGGUUAUAGAAAAGAGAUACUAUAUACGAGAUGGUAAUCAGAUCCCAAGCUUCUCAGAAAAAAAAAGAAUGGGAAGUGGCUUUGUAAAGAAUUUUCACUAUGACUGAUUCUCUGCAUGCCAUCUAUAGAGCGUUGGAAAAUGAAAUGAAUUGCCGUGUGUUGAAUGCAGCGUUCUGGUGCUAAGCAAAAUCGGAUUCUAUCCUAAUCACAAAGUGUACAGAACUGUGUCUUCCCAGAUUUAUUUAGAAAGAAGCUGCAAUUCACUAUCCAAGAAACAUAAUAAGUACCUAGGUUUGUUGUAGAGUAUGCUGUCUCAUAUUACAUUUUUCUUCAUUAUUAUUAAUUUGCUAUUAACAAAUAACAAGUUACUGAUGAACGGAUGGCUAGGAAAGAGAUUCUACAACAAUUAUACUAACAGCAUUCCCAUUUAUUCUAGCAGAUACUGUGGAAUAAGGGAUCUCUGACUUAAACAUAUCUAUGAAUAAUAAUGGCUCAAACACAAAGGAAUAGUAUCAGCAAAGCAAGUUUGCAAAUAAAUGAUACAAUUCAAGACUUUAAAAAUAACCAUGCAUACCUAUUUAAUAGUAUAUUCUACUUCUCAUACAAUUUCUAAGUGUCAUUAAUUAUAUGGUAAAAUAUACAAAGAAAAUUUGGGGAAGAAGAAAAAACAACUCAGUGGCCACAAAUGUUUUGUGUUCCUGUUUUAUGGUAUCCUCUACAUUUUGACAUAAUCAAAUCUUGUCCUCCAGAUAGAAGAGUCUGAAAAUUUAUGUACAUUUUAGGGGUGUGCAAUAUUUCAAAUUCUAUUAGAGCCUGCCCAUAGGAGCUGGGUACAAUUUCAUCUAUUCCUUUUUUGGAUUUACACAUUUUAUUAGAUUAUAGAAUAAAAUACUAUAAAAUAUAAUCUUAGAUUAUAGAAUAAAUUAGAAAAGCAAAUUAUAAAAUACAGUGAGGAAGAAAAGGGGAAAGACAAGUGAGAAGGGGAGAAAGAAAAGUAUUGACUUCCGACUCUGCAGAAGAAUAAAGCAUUAACAUCGAACCUCAACUUUUUUCUUUUCAUAAUAAUACAAACUAGCCAUUUCUAUAACAAUGAAUCAAUCUAAUCAGUAAAACCCAAAAUCAAUGUUUCAUUUUUUUCCACCUCAAGCACAAAGUCCAGAAGCAGUGUCUGUAGCAACAAAAGUACUGAUAUUCUUUUCUUUGAUCGAAACAGUUAAUUUAGCCAUCUCUGUCAGCUCCAUCAGCUUCUGUAGCCAUUCGUCCAUGGUGGGAGUCAAAGUGUCCUUCCAUUUUUGUGCAUACAGACAGUAGUCUUGCUGUCAACAUUUAAAAAAUCAAAGUUCCAAUUUUUUUCUAAGUCUUUUUCCAUUAAAUCCAAACGAAAAGUUUAUAGUUUCAUCUUUAUCUUCAUUUUAAGAAUUUUCUGUAUUAAAAUAUGAAUCUUACUCCAAAAUGUCUUUGCUUUAUCACAUGUUCACCAUAAAUGAUAAAAGGUGCCUUCUUUACUUUUACAUUUCCAACAUUCAUCUGGAAUACCUUUAUACAUUCUAGAUAACUUAUCUGGUGUUAGAUACCAGCAGUACACCAUCUAAUAAAAAUUUUCUUUUAAAUUAUAGUUUAGUGUGAAUUUUAAACCUUUCAUCCAUAUAUAUUCCCAUUGUUCAAGCAUUACAUUAUAUCCAAAAUUCCUUGCCCACUGAACCAUAUGUUUUUUCAUGUUCACUUUCCAAAUUCAAUUUCAGUAACAUUUUAUAAAUCUUAGCAAUAUGUUCAUCAUUACCACACAGUAAGAUUUCCAAUUCAUUUUUAACAAAAUCAAACCCAUAACUCUAUCUAGUUUAAAUCUUUCAGUUGUUGAUAUGUAAACCAGUAGUGGGUUCCACUUACCUUCGCUACCAAUUCAGAAUCGGGAGAGUGUAUGCGGCGCUUCUGCCCAUGCGCAGAGUGUCCGUGAUGACGUUGAGGUGGGUGAUUGGAGCCUCCUGCCACUACCGGUUCUCCUGGACCAGGGCGAACUAUUAGAAACCCACCACUGAUAUAAACCAAUGGCAAAUGUAACCUAAUUCUAGCUCUUCCCUCAACUUUAGGGUAGGGACACCAGAGUCGAUAUUAUUGUACCAUAGGUCCACCCAUCUGGCUUUGUCACCAUAUCUUUUGUAAAAAAAAGCUUCCUCAGGAGACACCCAAAAGAGGCAAAUCCAUAGAAAACCUUACUUGAUAUUUAUUCCAAACUCUUAGUAUAGCAUGUCUAGCAAAGCGAUUAUUAAAAUUAACUUUGUCAUACCAUGGAUAACCGUGCCAACCAAACCUUAAUUCAUGGCGUACUAAAUCAAGUAGCCUCUUGUUCUGAAGGUUCACCCACUCUUAACCAGGCCAAACAGCAUGUAUCAAAAUACAAUUUCAAAUCUGCUAAAUCCCUUCUUUCAUUAGCAUCUUGCAAUAACUUGUAUCAAAUUCUAGUUUUUUUCCCUUGCCAUAUAAACUUAGAAAUGUCCUUCUGCCAUUGUUUAAAUGGAUUAUCAGUUGCAAGUAUUGGUGAUGUCUGCAAUAGAGAGAGCAUCUUUGGUAAAGUUCAUCUAUUUCUUAGCAGCUGCCAUGAGGCUCACUAAAAAAAACCCUGCUGUUUUAAAGAAUGCAGACAAAUCUGGCACUUGCCUACUAUAAAGCACAGUUUAGAAAUUGAAUUUGAAGCAUUAUGCAACUACAACUGUUAUCCCUUGUGAUUAUACUCUGUGAGCAGAAACCCAAAGUAUCAAUUGUAUUCUGAAGAUGAGGAUAACUUAUAUGCAAAGCCCUCUGACAAAGAAUAAAGAUUUUUUUAAAACAAGAA
Pantherophis guttatus is the source of this 3687-nucleotide messenger RNA. RefSeq names its product RAB, member of RAS oncogene family like 3 (gene RABL3). NCBI's taxonomy places the organism in Eukaryota, Metazoa, Chordata, Lepidosauria, Squamata, Colubridae. The record is from RefSeq and is a predicted model, not a curated record.